Molecule: messenger RNA, 1719 nt
Organism: Aspergillus mulundensis
Lineage: Eukaryota; Fungi; Ascomycota; Eurotiomycetes; Eurotiales; Aspergillaceae
Product: putative extracellular endoglucanase
Exons: 6
Coding region: 1-1719 (572 amino acids)
Biological process (GO): glucan catabolic process
Cellular component (GO): cell surface; extracellular region
Molecular function (GO): beta-glucosidase activity
Source: RefSeq, a predicted model, not a curated record
AUGUACACACUGCUAUGUUUCGCAGGGCUUUCUGCUCUUUUACAAAUUGCGCAUGCGCAGGUUACGUGCUCAGGGAGCUUUGCUUCUAUCACCGCCGAGGAUUUUGUCGCAAACCUUCAUCCGGGAUGGAAUCUAGGGAAUACUUUGGACGCUAUUCCAGACGAAGGCUCUUGGAACAAUGCCCCUGUCCAGGCGGCAACGCUUGAUCUCAUCAAAGAAUCCGGGUUCAACAGCGUUCGUCUUCCAGUGACCUGGACGCACCAUUUCACAGGAGGCUCUCCUGACUGGACCGUCGACCCAGCAUGGCUGCAACGCGUCUCCGAUGUACUAGACUUGAUCACUUCUCGUGGUCUAUAUGCUAUCGUGGAUGUCCACCAUGAUUCAUGGGAGUGGGCCGAUGUCACUGCUGCCGGGGCGGACUUGGCCCAAAUCGAAGAGAAAUUCUAUCGGCUCUGGUACCAAAUUGGAACCACACUAGCGUGCAAGUCCAGCUUAGUCGCAUUCGAGUCCAUCAACGAGCCACCAGCAAACACCGCCGAAGACGGCGCUGAAAUCAACAAGCUGAACAGCAUCUUUCUCCAGGCAAUCGCUGAUGCCGGAGGCUUCAACUCCCAGCGCGUUGUCAACCUUGUCGGAGGUGGCCAGGAUAGCAUCAAGACAUCGCAGUGGUUUGAAGUUCCAGAGGGUAUCACCAAUCCUUGGGCUAUUCAAUUCCAUUACUACAGCCCUUAUGACUUUAUUUUCAGCGCAUGGGGUAAGACAAUCUGGGGCUCCGACGAUGACAAAGACAUCCUCACCACAGACUUCGAGCUCAUUCGCAACAACUUCACCGAUGUGCCCCUAAUCCUCGGCGAAUACGACGCAUCGUCCGUGAAUACCGAGCCAGCCGCGCGCUGGAAGUACUUCGACCACAUUCAGCGAGUUGCGUCUCAGUUCGGAAUCUCAACUAUAAUGUGGGAUAAUGGUGCAGACCAUCUCGACCGUACGACGGGUCAAUGGCGCGAUCCCACAACGUUGGACAUCGUCGUUGGCACGACGGAAAAUACAGCUAACAGUCUCCCUGAUAGCACGGAGGAUGCGUCUGCGGCAGAGCAGCAGUCUUCUGCGUUUAUCUUCCACCAGGUCGGAACGGAUGUUACAUCUCAGAGUCUUCCUUACCUCUUCAAUGGUAACUCUCUCGUCUCCAUUACUGAAUCCGAUGGCUCGGUGUUGGCGAGUGGUUCGGACUACUCCGUUUCUGGGAGUAACAUCAUCUUCUCAACCGCAUAUCUCGCAACGAAGUACACAGCGUCCAGCGCGCCGGGUGUCAUUGAUACUUUGACCCUUCAGUUCUCCGGUGGCGCAGCGUCCCCUACCAUUCAAAUUGUUCAAUGGGAUACACCCGUCCUAUCUUCAACUUCCGCAUCUGCAUCCGCAGUAUCAGGAUCUGAUCUCUCCAUCCCUAUCACCUGGAACGGCCUUCCAAAACUGGCUACUGUAAAAGCCCUUACAAACUCUGGUGUCUAUCUUUUCGAUGAUUGGACUCAAUGGCUUGGUCCGCUUCAGCAGGCUCGUGCGACAUACAGUAAUCACUGGAACUGGGACACCAACAACGUGAUCAUCACCGCUGCCUCUAUUGAUGCCGUUGUGGCUGCGGGACAGACAUCUGUAUUCACAUUUGAGUUUUACCCUCGUGUUGACGGAGGGGGAAAUACUGUUGAGUUUACAUUGACUGUCUAA